GCACACCGACUUGUCAGUUGUCAUUAGUCCCAACAUUCCUGCGAACGAGGUGCUGCUUGGCUGUUCAAGGGAACUACCGAUAGUGUGAUGGGGGAUAACAGUUACAAAACCUUUGAGCUUAAUGUGAAGAAAGAAGAACCAACUCUUGUACCUCCUGCAGCAGAAACGGAGAAGGGCCUCUACUUCCUCUCAAAUCUAGAUCAGAACAUUGCGGUCGUAGUUCGUACACUAUACUACUAUAAAUCGGAUUCAAAGGGGAAUGAGGAUGUUGUGGAAGUCAUGAAGAAAGCCUUGUCAGAUGUUCUUGUUCAUUACUAUCCACUGGCAGGAAGGUUAAGUAUAAGCACAGAGGGGAAGCUGAUAGUGGAUUGCACAGGAGAUGGGGCUGUGUUUGUGGAAGCUGAAGCUAACUGUGAAAUGAAGGAGGUAGGAGACAUUACAAAGCCGGAUCCUGUGACUGACGGGAAGCUGAUUUAUGAUGUUCCUGGUGCCAAUAACAUACUUGAGAUUCCUCCUUUGGUUGUUCAGGUGACUAAGUUCAGAUGUGGAGGAUUUGUCCUUGGGUUAAGCAUCAACCAUUGUAUGAAUGAUGGGAUUUCUGCAAUGCAAUUUGUGAACUCAUGGAGUGAGACUGCUAGAGGCGUGCCUCUUAAGGUUCUUCCAUUUCUAGACAGAAGCAUACUCAAAGCGCGAAACCCUCCAAAGAUAGAGUUCCCUCACCAUGAGUUUGCUCAGAUAGAAGAUAUAUCUGAUACCACAAAACUUUAUGAAGAAGAAGAAAUGGUUUAUAGGUCCUUCUGUUUUGAACCAGAGAAGCUCGAAAAGCUCAAGAAAAAGGCCAUGGAAGAUGGGGUUCUUGAAAAAUGCACUUCAUUUGUAGCACUCUCUGCCUUUGUCUGGAGAGCAAGGACCAGAGCCUUAAGGAUGGUACCUGAUCAGAAAACAAAGCUGCUUUUCGCUGUUGAUGGACGGUCGAGAUUUGAGCCAGUGAUACCAAAAGGCUACUAUGGAAAUGCAAUUGUGCUGACAUAUGCAUUAUGCAGUACAGGGGAGCUAUUAGAGAAUCCAUUCUCAUUUUCUGUAGGGCUAGUUGAUAAGGCAAUUCACAUGGUUAGUGAUAGUUAUAUGAGAUCAGUCAUAGACUACUUUGAAGUCACAAGAGCUAGGCCUUCUUUGGCAGCAACUCUUUUGAUAACAACAUGGUCUAGGCUUGAUUUCCACACUACUGAUUUCGGUUGGGGAGAGCCUGUGUUUUCGGGGCCUGUGGGUUUGCCUGAGAAGGAAGUAAUCUUGUUCCUUUCUCACGGUGAAGACAGGAAAAGCAUUAAUGUGUUUUUGGGAAUGCCAGCUUCUGCUAUGAAGGUGUUUGAAGAGUUGAUGCAGAUUUGAGAUUUCAAGUGGUUAAGAAGUAAAACUGAUACUUGACCCCCAAUUCAUUUCAAACAGUGAAGGAAAUCAUGGGAAUAAAAGUGUACUAGAGUUUGCAAGUUCUUAUCUUUCUAUUUUCUUUCAUUUGGAAUUUCGGAUGUGUAUGGCUUUUAUGCUGAUGAGGGUACUAAUAGUUAUCAGCAAUUCAUGAAGAUACUUUGUCGACUUAUGAAUCGGGGAUGUGCUGUUGUAUGCUACUGAUGUAAUUUGUACUAAAAUUCAAUAAACAAGUGCUUGUUAUUG
Fragaria vesca subsp. vesca is the source of this 1671-nucleotide messenger RNA. Its product is annotated as omega-hydroxypalmitate O-feruloyl transferase-like. The record is from RefSeq and is a predicted model, not a curated record. The transcript has 3 exons. Bases 88 to 1389 code for a protein of 433 amino acids. Gene Ontology annotation, molecular function: acyltransferase activity, transferring groups other than amino-acyl groups. Lineage: Eukaryota; Viridiplantae; Streptophyta; Magnoliopsida; Rosales; Rosaceae.